AUGUCUGCUAUUUCGAAUAUCUUCGGGAAAAGCGAUAAAAUACAAUGUACACUUUACUGCAAACAAAGGACAUUGCAGAUAAUCAGCUUAAAAAAAGAUGACGAAAAUACAGAAACAGGAACUUCAGGAGACGAAGGAUGUAACGCGUGUCUGGUACGAACGAAAGGACAUGAUAAUAAUAAGAAAACUAAAGCUUGCGCUUUAUCACUUCCGGAAGAAUCUCCACUAAGAAUGCAGGUUAUUGUGGAAUUGGAGCCAAAAAUAUACUCGAUACCCUCGCUCCGGAAAUCAUAUGAAACGCAUUUCAUAUUCGUAGUUGAUUUUGACGUUUUCACUGAAUUUGAGUCAGUGUUUCAAGAAAUUAAAACAGAUGAUCAUAUUUCUCUUCUUAUUUCUGAUGAAAAGCCGGAACUACGAAUCGCUAAGGAGUAUAAGAUAGCUUGUGAACUUGGCAGUGAACCUGUUUAUCUGUUUAAUAUUGAAGACGAAGAAAACAGCAAAACGCAGAUAAAUCCUAACAUGAAGGAUAAUUCAAAAAAUAACGAAAGUCUCGCUAGCAAUAUGCUUGCACAAAUCAAGAAAAAAAUGGAGAAUGUGAAGUCUUCUGAUUUCUUAAAGAAUAUACGUGUCAGACUUCUGGCCAAAUCCGACCUGGGAGUGUAUUUCUGUUACACAAAUCCAAAAUUUGUGAAGAAAAAAGGAGUGAAAUACACGUCUAUAAACAACCUUCAAUAUGAGAAAAACAAAUCAUGGAAACAACAACAAAAGUCGAAUGAAGACGAACAAAGCAAUAUGAAUAGAAAAAAAGAUUAUCUCAGAAUACAUAAAAGUCGGAAUUAUUCAACAGAGAUCGAAGUUUUUAAUCAUUUUUUAAAGAUUGGAGAAAAAAUGUGCUUUGCAUUCAAUUUAGAGCUAAUUGGACCCAACAUAAAGGACGUUAUGCACAGAGAAAUCGUGGACAUUAAGAUUGAUUUUUUGGAUACACAACAACAGGCACAAACAGCAUUACAUUCCAUAAAGAUGUUCAUACCGAAUGAAUGGCGACGUGUUUUCAAGAGCAAAAAUCCCGACGUUGAUGAAUACAGCAAUGUUGAUGUUUCAUGCAAAUUGAUCGAUGGACCUCCAGCUUUCGCACCUACUUCUGAACACGAAGCGUCAACUUCUGAACCAGUGGUACCCAGCUCACACGAAGAAAGUAUAACUGAUAUUGAUGAUGUUAGUCUUUCAGUUUACGUAACGAAGAAACUUCUUUUGUCUGACGCAAAUUCUCAUCACGAAAACGAAUCGCCGUCUACAGCGAAGAUGAAAAUAAAAAUGGCUCUCAAUCUCAGGCAAAACUGUACAAACUCGAGAGACAUUGAAAUACUUAUCACGCCAACUGAGAACAACGUCAGUCUAUCACAUGCGUAUCCUAGAACGAAUAUUUGUGAAGAUUGUAACUUAUUCGGAAAAUGUUUUUGCAAAAAUAACGUGGAAGUGUUCCAAACUGAGCACUUGGAAAAGGUUAAAGGAAGAAACAACCGAGAAAUCCUUUUUCGUUGGACAGUCGAUAAAACUUGCGCUACGGAUAAAGACUUGUGUGGAGAGUUUUACCUAGACUUAAAGAAAAACAAAAAUGAAAAUUUUCAUGACCACGAGGUUGCAAAAAUUGAGAUCAUUUACGGGAAAGAGUUGACUACUGAGUAUUCGCUGUGUGUCUCCCAUUUUGAUCUAUUAUACCAUGUCAAAAAAUCACACCAUAGAAUUCAAAUUUUGAGCUCUGUAAGGUACUUCAUUUCUCCAACUGAUAAUCAAACGCGAAAGGCAUGGGCCGAUUCGGUCAAAUAUAUGUUCGAUGUUGAAAAAGUGAAUGCAUUAGGAUUUCAUACAUUAAAGGGAUUUGUAGAAAAUCAGAACAAACACGCUGAAGGAGAGAGAAAAAGAAUAAUUGAAAAUUUGAAAGAAAUUCGCAAGAUUUCCACAUGUUGGAAUAAGGAGGAUGUUUGGGGGAAAAUGUUCAAGAAAUCUUUGGAAAUAUUAGCGAAAUAUGAACUCAAGCAAAGGGAAUCUUUCCAAAAAUUACAACAUGUACUACGGUCAGUAGAUCAAGAACAGAUUAUGUCAGAAGAUGAAUUUCAAACAAAUUUUAUACAAGCAAAGAUGGAAUUUGUAACAUACAAGGCUCUGAGUGGAGCUAUUAUUGAUAGUAAUGACGAAAAAUCUAAUACGAGAGAUUCGGGCCACAUCGUAGAUAUCGGGAUAAAAGAACUAAAAUCGAUUGGAAAGGACAUUAUGGGAUGGCUGCUCAAAAACAAGAAUGUGGAAAUGUCACUUUUCAAUGCCCAUGGAAAAUCUAUUUCCGAUAUUGAAGAGGCAACGAGGAUUGUAUGCUAUGAAGAAAGAAGUGGUGUACACAUACUAAAAUAUUUCAAUUUCCUCACAUUGAAAAAACUGUACCUAAAAAUAGCAGAGAUAUGGCAUGAGGAACUCAACCUGAAAGAAGCAAUUUACUACAGAGAUAAGAGAGAAAACAAAGAGCAAAAUAUUCAGCAAACUCUGGAAAAAGAUAGAAAUGACUGUUUGAAAAUGCUAGGAUGUGGAACAGCAAACCAUCGUGAAAGGAAGGAAAUGAAGGGCAAAUGGGAGAAAGAGUUAGAAAUUUUCAGAACAAAACUACAAAACGACACAGACAAAAGUGAUACAGAAGGAAUUCUACAAUUUUUACGAUGUCAAUGCUGGGAAGAAGUUGAAGCUCUGUACACAAAAGCAAUAAUAAGAAAGAAAACCCUUCUUCUUUUUGCAGUCGUGAGCCAAUGUCGGGAUACCUCAGAAAAUUUGGAAAGCCUGAAUCGUGCUACGAAUGAAAUUGAUAAAACAAUGGGAAAUUUUGUUAAAAAAUUACUUGACAUGGCUAAAAAAACAGAAGUGAAACAUACUUGGGAAAAUUUUGAAAACACGUUGUUGAAAACUACUGACGUCAAAUACGAUAAAGAAAAUCUUCAAGCGCAAUAUGCACUGACUCAAAUAAAGUACGAAGCAUAUAAGAACUUGAAAACGCUCAACUUGUUUCAGACGGAAACCUCUUACAGGAGAAAACUGUUAUUGAACAGUGCUAAAACGAAUUUUGACAUAAUUACCAAGACGGUUAGAGCAAACCACUUUGAAUGGCUUGAUGAACAAAUUGAAGAAGUCAAGAAGCGAUGGGUCGACGUUAUGAAUGAAGCACUUUCUAUCCUGUUUGAGUCUAAGGAUAAUACAAAUGACAAAAAUGAAACUGCAUCAACAGCAGAUAAACGGGAAAGUUAUAAUCCGAAAAAGCUGUCGGAAUUUGUAAGCCAAUGCUUACAAGAACAAGAAUUAUCACCGAUAGAACCUGCCAGUGGACAAGUCAAUUACAUUACCGAUAAAACGUUUCCCAGCGUGUGGAUAGAAAAAUGGAUGCCUGAAGUGAAGGGCGCUUUGGAGGAGCUUGAAAGCCGCCUAAAAAAAGAAAACAUUGAAUCAUCUCCGGAUGAAAUAAUAACGUUUGUUCGUGAUCAAAAAGCAAAGUUAGAAAAAUACUCUAAAGAACUGUUGGAUGGAUACACCACAUCGAAAGAUAUCGAAAAAGAAGUGAAUGAAUGGGAAACAAUAUUCAGAGAAAUAAGGAAUAAUGUUGAAUAUGGCUGUGAGAAUCUUAAGCAACAAGAUCACGAGUUGUCCAAGAUGAUUGUUGAAUUGGAAUCCAGAUAUCGGAAUCUUAGAAUGUCUGUGUAUAACUACUACCCGUGUCCUCCAUGUUUCAUUGAUCAUCCCAAACAAAACCUACCACGGGUAUCUAACAGCGAACCUCUUAUGGAAGACAUUCUGAAAACAUUUAAACCAUUUGAAGAUCGAAUUCACAUGGCGAUGGAAUGCAAUGACUCAAUAAAAUUGCGCAGCAUAAAGCGAGAACUACAGAGAAAGAGCAUAAGCAAUAAAUUUGAAAAAAGAAUACGUAACAUGUUAAUACGCCUAGUAGACGCAUUCAACAUCCUACUUGAAUACAAAAGUACGGGGAACGAAGAGACGUUAAUCACUUUCAUGGCUUUGUUUGGGCAAUUGCAACAAGAAAUUGGAGCCGACAAACUUUUUGAAAAACAUUAUCCGCAGUCAUUCGAAAACAAAAUCUUCUGUUUGAAAAACAACAUUGUUCGAGAUGAAAAAAUAGAAGAACUAACGGACGAAACAAACGAGAUCGAUGAUGUCGCCCAGGAAAGUCCAUCAACGUUAAAACAAAAUACUAACGAUGACGAUGUGACUGAAGAUCCACGAGAAUCUAACAAUGUUCCAGAAUCAGAACCCGUUACUGAAAUCGAAGUAAAGUGUGACCACUUGGAAAAAAGUUGGUUAAGAAUAAAAGUAAUUCUUUUACUCAAUGUCUCGCCAAAGAACGAAGAAAAAAUAAAAAAGGCGGUAAAUAAUGCCGACAAAAUUUUGGACGAUUUACGUGAAGGCAAUGUAAAAUUGAAGAAUGAGAUCGAAAAAUAUUCUUCCGACGCUAAAAAAAGAUUGGAUGAGUAUAGAGCUAUCAAAUUAGAUAUGGAAAACAGAUUAAAACAAUCGGAAGAAAACUUACCACAAAAAUUGUUUUCGAGACACCCGGCUAACUACAAGCAUAUUUGUGCAUGGCUUGAGGAUAUUACAGAAUUCAAAGAGAAAGCUCUUGAAUUUGGAGUCCUUACUGAGAAAUACAAAACCCGUAUUAAAGAAGCUUGUAAAGCUAAGGCUUCUUUGGAAAAGGCUAAACAGACUUUAUUAGAGCAGGUUACAGGAAUAUUGCCAGUUAUUGGCGAAGCUAGAAUGAAGCCGGAAUAUUUCGAGGACGUGCAAAAGGGCAUAAAAGAUAUGAAAAGUGCUUUGGCACUUCUCAAAACAUUUUCAACCGUUCUGACAACAAGUGACCAAUUGUUUGUAUCAGAUGUAAAACGGAGAUUAAAUAUGGUAAUUUCUGAAAUAAGAUCAUCGAAAAGCAUUCGAAAAAAUUUGAAAAGUGCGUUGAAAAGUCUGAAUAUUCAGAAAAUUGAAGACGCUAUAACUGAAGCACGUCGAGCUGUAUUUAUCGGAAACAAUGAGAUCAAAGAGGCUGAAAAGCAACUUGAAUUGUUGAAAAAGAGGAAACGUCAAAAAAGUGAUAAUUCAAUCCAACCGCUUUCGUCACGAUUAAACAAAAACACCCAAACAAACUGUUGUGAAACUCCCGAUUCAUCAAGCAUCUAUAGUGAAAUUGAUGGAAUAGGCGACGAAAGCAGUUUGUCCGAAAGCGAUUACGUUUCUUCGAGCGAUUCUCAAAAGCUUCGAUUGAAAGAAAUUGCUGCAAAGAUAUCAAGGUCGACUACAAUGGAAAUUUGUUCGUACAAUAAACCUCUUCGUCCAAUCCACGAUAUAAUGAUUGUUGUUUACCUUCUUCUCGGGGAAGAGGAAAUAUGGUUGGAAAACUGGGAAAAUAUCAGGACACUUAUGCGCUCUGAAGGAAGAAAAUCCUUCAACUACCGAUCAAAACACUUCAAUGUAGAAAAAAUUUCGGAAACUAAUUUACAAUUAGCACAGAAAAAAAUCAGGAAGCUGAAUUUACAGUAUUCAGUCGAUAUGAGUCAAGCUGGGGCCCUAUAUUACGCUUGGGCCAAAACAGCCCUAAACAGAGCUUGGGAUUUAGACACUGAUACAGAGGAACCCUGCAAGUCAUUACUUCAAUUACAUGGAAUCGACCGUCACUUUUCCAUGUCCUAAGUACAAAGGUUUCCAUAUAACAAUAUUUCUCCAC
Styela clava is the source of this 5761-nucleotide messenger RNA. Lineage: Eukaryota; Metazoa; Chordata; Ascidiacea; Stolidobranchia; Styelidae. The record is from RefSeq and is a predicted model, not a curated record.